AUGCCGCCCGGCAAAGUCCUGCAGCCCGUCCUGAAGAUGAAGGUGGACGAACUCUUCCUGUGCUGGCUCAGCGAGUCCAGCACGCAGGCAAUGCUCCAAGACUGCUUGCAGAGGAUCAAGAUGCCCGGGGGGCCCGAGGGGGUCGGGGGAGACGCAGGGCAGCCCGGGCCCCCGUUCGCAGCCCCGGCCCUCGCCUGCAGGCCGCGCGGGUUGGAUAGCCCAGGGGCGCCCGGCCCGGCCCCCGCGUCCACCGCUCUCCCCCUGGGAGCCGCCUCUAGUGCCCGGAGGGGACUACCUGUUCGAGGGCCUCGUCGAUCCGCAGGGACGAGAGUAGUCCAGACGAGGAAGGAGCAGCCCCUGCCGCCCGCGGCCAGCCUGAGCAUUCCCACAUUCUACUUCCCCCGAGGCCGCCCGCAGGACGCGGCGAACGUAGACGCCAUCAUCGCCAGGAUCGAGAGGACUUUCGCCCAGUUCCCGCACGAGAGGGCCACCAUGGGGGACAUGGGCCGAGUGGCCAAGGCCUGUGGCUGCCCGCUCUACUGGAAGGGGCCGCUCUUCUGCGGCGCCGGUGGAGAGCGCACGGGCUCCGUCUCCGUGCACAAGUUUGUCGCCAUGUGGAGAAAGAUGCUCCAGAGCUGUCACGAUGACGCGGCCAAGUUUGUCCACCUGCUCGUGAGCCCCGGCGGCAACUCCCUGGCGCAGGAGGACUUCAUCCCCUUCUUGCAGGACGUGGUGAACACCCACCCGGGCUUGGCAUUCUUGAAGGAAGCGUCAGAGUUCCACUCCCGCUACAUCACCACGGUCACACAGAGGAUUUUCUACACGGUCAACAGGUCCUGGUCCGGGAGGAUCACGUGCGCAGAGCUCCGGAGGAGCACGUUCCUGCAGAAUGUGGCGCUCCUGGAAGACGAGGUGGACAUCAACCAGCUGACGGAGUUCUUCUCCUACGAGCACUUCUACGUCAUCUACUGCAAGUUCUGGGAGCUGGACACGGACCACGACCUGCUCAUUGAUGCGCAGGACCUGGCCCGACACAAUGACCACGCCAUAUCCACCAAGAUGAUCGAGAGGAUCUUCUCGGGAGCCGUGACGCGAGGGAAAAAAGUGCAGAAAGAAGGAAAAAUAAGCUACGCUGACUUUGUCUGGUUCUUGAUCUCCGAGGAAGACAAGAAAACCCCGACCAGCAUUGAGUAUUGGUUCCGCUGCAUGGACCUGGAUGGGGACGGGGUGCUGUCCAUGUUCGAGCUGGAGUACUUCUAUGAGGAGCAGUGCCGCCGGCUGGACAGCAUGGCCAUUGAGGCCCUGCCCUUUGAGGACUGCCUGUGCCAGAUGCUGGACCUGGUGAAGCCCCAGAGCGAAGGGAGGAUCACGCUGCGCGACCUGAAGCGGUGCCGGCUGGCCGGCGUCUUCUUCGACACGUUCUUCAAUAUCGGGAAGUACCUGGACCACGAGCAGCGGGAGCAGACCGCCCUGUUCAGGGAGAGCGAGAGCGAGGGCCCCGAGCUGUCCGACUGGGAGAGGUACGCUGCCGAGGAGUACGACAUCCUGGUGGCCGAGGAAGCCAUGGGGGAGCCCUGGGAGGACGGGUAUGAGGCGGAGCUUAGCCCCGUGGACCAGAAGCUGAGCGCGCUGCGGUCUCCGCUGGCCCAGAGGCCCUUCUUCGAGGUGCCAACCGGCCUGGGCGCCGUCGAGCUAUAUGAGUACGAGCGCGGGGGGGGUGACGACCUGCCACCCUCGUGA
Molecule: messenger RNA, 1740 nt
Organism: Lipotes vexillifer (Yangtze River dolphin)
Lineage: Eukaryota; Metazoa; Chordata; Mammalia; Artiodactyla; Lipotidae
Gene: PPP2R3B
Product: protein phosphatase 2 regulatory subunit B''beta
Exons: 13
Coding region: 1-1740 (579 amino acids)
Biological process (GO): protein dephosphorylation
Cellular component (GO): protein phosphatase type 2A complex
Molecular function (GO): calcium ion binding; protein phosphatase regulator activity
Source: RefSeq, a predicted model, not a curated record